Candidozyma duobushaemuli is the source of this 576-nucleotide messenger RNA. Its product is annotated as frequenin. Gene Ontology annotation, cellular component: membrane; intracellular membrane-bounded organelle; cytosol. The transcript has a single exon. NCBI's taxonomy places the organism in Eukaryota, Fungi, Ascomycota, Pichiomycetes, Serinales, Metschnikowiaceae. Bases 1 to 576 code for a protein of 191 amino acids. Gene Ontology annotation, molecular function: calcium ion binding. The record is from RefSeq and is a predicted model, not a curated record.
AUGGGUAAAGCGGUGUCCAAGCUAUCUAAAGACGAGCUCAAGCUGCUUCGAGAACGCACGCUUUUUGAUAAGCGUGAAUUGCAGCAAUGGUAUAAGGGCUAUCUACGCGAUUGUCCAAGUGGGCAACUAUCGGAGGAGGAGUUUGCCAAGGUCUUUAAACAGUUCUUCCCCUUCGGUGAUCCAACUGACUAUUGCCAUUACUUAUUCCGUCUCUUUGACACGGAUAACUCUAAGUUCAUUGACUUCAAGGAGUUUAUCGUGGCAUUGUCGCUCACAUCUAGAGGUGACGUGAAUCAGAAACUCGAGUUCAGCUUCAAACUCUAUGACCUCAACCGUGAUGGAAAAGUCUACUACAAAGAAGCGCUCGCCAUCACCUCAGCAAUCUACAAAAUGGUGGGUCCCAUGGUCACCUUGCCCGAAGAUGAAGGAACUCCGGAAUUACGGGCCGCAAAGCUUUUUACGUUAUCAGAUAAGGAUCCAAAUACCGACUACUUGGAUUUUAACGACUUCAAGCGCCUCGUGAAGAACGAUCCUUCGUUGUUGAAUUCGUUGAACGCUUACGAGGGUUUGGUUUGA